Messenger RNA from Diabrotica balteata, 681 nucleotides. The record is from the annotation of a GenBank genome assembly. Lineage: Eukaryota; Metazoa; Arthropoda; Insecta; Coleoptera; Chrysomelidae.
CGCACGUAAACCAAACCGGAUGUAUAAUAAUAAUCAGUUCUUUAUCAAGUAUUCAGUUUGUUCGCCUUUUAUCUGUAACUUCAGCUGUUUGAAGUAUAUUAUUUCAAUUAUCAUUUUUAAUUAUUGAAAACAAACUAUUGAAAAAACAUUAUAUAUUAUUUAUAUUAUCAGAAACAAAAAUACAGAAGUGUGUUCAACAGUACGAACAAUACGUGGAAUAUGAAUAUGAAGAUACUUUUUCUAUUUUUUGGAUUUGCAACAAUUGCACUGGCGUCAAAACAAGAUAUAAUGAAUAGCAUAAGAAAACAUAUCCACGAAUGCCAAAAAGAACUAAACGUAUCUGAUGAUUUUGUGGGCGAAGUAGGAUCUAAAACUGAAUCUGAUCCAAAGAAAGCUGGAGAAUUUGCUUGGUGCGUUAAUAUUAGGACAGGCAUACAAACUUUGACAGGAGAAUUUGUAGACAAUAAAAUUAAAGAAAUUUUUGAAAAUCUUGAGAUGGAUGAAAAUACUGUAAAGAUAAUUUUGUCGACGUGUAAACUGAAAAAAAGUAGCAGUGCAGGAGAAGCAGCUUUGUUUUACUUUCAGUGCUUAAAUGAUGUUGUAGAUUAGUCAACUAGAUACAAUAUUAAAAAAAAACAGAUAAUUUUAAGAGUAAAAAAGUAAAUAAAUUAUUGUUCGAUA